Messenger RNA from Mycosarcoma maydis (corn smut), 1245 nucleotides. RefSeq names its product putative acetyl-CoA C-acyltransferase precursor. Lineage: Eukaryota; Fungi; Basidiomycota; Ustilaginomycetes; Ustilaginales. Gene Ontology annotation, molecular function: acetyl-CoA C-acyltransferase activity. The transcript has a single exon. The record is from RefSeq and is a predicted model, not a curated record. Gene Ontology annotation, cellular component: peroxisome. The coding region runs from base 1 to 1245 and encodes 414 amino acids. Gene Ontology annotation, biological process: fatty acid beta-oxidation; phenylacetate catabolic process.
AUGGCUUUUCGAAGUAGCCCUGUUGCACGAAAAGGCUUGCAGAGCCUUUUGCAAAAGCGAGCCGACGAUGUCGUGUUUACCACCGCGCUGCGAACGCCCAUCGCACGUAUGAAGAAGGGCUUCAAAGAUGCUUACCCCGAAGAGCUCCUCGCACACGUGCUGCAACGCACCCGUGAAAGGCUCGAAUCUCGCGGCGUUGACAAGAAUAUCAUCGAAGACAUUUGCACGGGCACCGUCUUGAUGGAGCUCGGUGGAGCCAAGUCGGGACGUAUGGCAGCACUUCACGCCGGUAUGCCCAUCACUUCGGCUUACAAGACAGUCAACCGACAAUGCGCUAGUUCGCUGCAGAGCAUCACUGACAUCGCCAACGCCAUCCGAGCUGGAGAAAUCCAGUGUGGUAUUGCGGCAGGUGUUGAGUCGAUGACGCGCAAUUACGGCUCGCGAGCUAUCCCGGUCGAUCUGAGCCCGUGGCUCAAGGAGUCUGAGUCCGUCGACGCGCGCGACUGCAUCUUGCCAAUGGGCGAGACUUCGGAACGAGUGGCGGAACAAUGGAACAUCAGCCGUGAGCGACAAGACCAGUUCGCUGCCGAGUCGCACCGCAAAGCCGAUGCUGCCCAGCAGGAUGGACGCCUCGCAUCCGAGAUCGAACCCAUCGAGGUGCGCUGGAUAGACACAGAGACGGGCAAGGAGGGCAAGAAGCUGAUCAGCCAGGAUGAAGGCAUCCGCCCAGGUACCACGUUGGAAUCGCUUGGCAAGCUCAAGCCUUUUAUGCGCGCUGAUGGUAGGAGCACCGCCGGCAACUCGUCGCAAGUGAGCGACGGAGCCGUUGCGCUCACAAUGGCUCGACGAGAUGUAGCCGAAGCGGCGGGGAUGGAGAUCUUGGGCCGUUGGGUAGGCACUGCUACCAAGGGCGUCAAGCCAGAUGUGAUGGGUAUUGGGCCCGCCGAGGCUGUGCCCAAACUGCUCGAACGCUUCCAGCUCAAGACGGACGACGUGGAUCUCUGGGAGCUCAACGAGGCGUUUGCAUCUCAGUCGUUGAUGGUGAUGGACACGCUCAAGCUGGAUGCUGCUAAGGUGAACCCGAAGGGUGGCGCGAUUGCGUUGGGUCACCCGUUGGGCGCCUCGGGAGGACGAUUGGUGACGAGUUUGCUUGCCGAGCUGCGCAGGACGGGUCAACAGGUGGGUGUAGCUACGCUCUGCUGUGGUACUGGCUACGGUAAGGCAUCGCUCGUCAUUGCCGAGUAG